Molecule: messenger RNA, 1057 nt
Organism: Tinamus guttatus (white-throated tinamou)
Lineage: Eukaryota; Metazoa; Chordata; Aves; Tinamiformes; Tinamidae
Source: RefSeq, a predicted model, not a curated record
AUGGUGUUCUUCAUCCGCCAGGUCUUCCUGCUGGCCAUAGACUUACUGCUUGCAAUGACCCUCUCUUGCCUCCUGUAUGCCUUUGUAUGCAUUUCCAUUGCACUUCUGGCCUGCUUUGUUAUCUUCUUCUCCUUUGGAUUUGCGGAGAGGAACAUUGAUGUAAAGGGGAGGGCGAUUGUGAUCCUCGUCUCCAACAGCUCCAUUGGAAGGAUGUUUACAAGGAACCUGGAUAAAGCUGGUUUUAGAGUGUCUGCUGCGCACUGGCCUCCUCAGGCGGGACGUACAGCUACGAAGGAAGAGAGCUCUCCUAACAUCGACAUGGCACAGCUCCAUAUGACUGAUGACGAGUAUAAGACGACAGUGAAAAACUUCAUAGAAAGCCACUUAUCCCUUAAAGGUUUUUGGGGGCUUGUGAACAACGCAGGAAUAUCAACAUUUGGCGAGACAGGAUGGCUCUCUAUGGAGAAAUAUGAAAAGUUUGCAGAUGUGAAUCUCCUUGGGAGCAUCAGAACAACCCUGGCCUUUCUUCCUCUUCUAAGGAAAUACAAGGGACGCAUUGUUUUUAUGUCCAGCAUUAUUGCCUAUUUUACUCUGGGAAAUGGCAUUUAUUCUAUGACCAAGGCAGCUAUUGAAAAAUUUUGUGAUGCUCUAAGACUGGAAAUGAAGAAGUUUGGUGUCCUGGUCUGUAUUAUUCAGCCAGGAAAUUAUGCACGUUCUACAAAAAUUCAGCCGCCAAUCAGUGCAGAAGAGAUUUGGAAUGAACUCAGUGAAGAGGAAAAGGAAGUUUACAAUAAAGAAUAUGUUCAAGAGCGGGCAGACUUUUUCAACAACAUUCUCAAUACAGGCAGCACUAAUGGCAAUGAAGUUGUAGAUGCUAUGGUACAUGCUUUAAUGUCUCCUGCACCCAAGGCACGCUAUAUGGUUGCAAAACUAAAGGAAAAACUACUGGUGUUUGUAUGUGCUUUGUUUCCUACUGUUGUAAUGGAUUCAGUUUUAUCUUAUGCACUGAGUAAGGUAAAACUCACAUAGAUGACAUUGGUGCUGUUCAGUGACUCCG